Molecule: messenger RNA, 10466 nt
Organism: Chroicocephalus ridibundus (black-headed gull)
Lineage: Eukaryota; Metazoa; Chordata; Aves; Charadriiformes; Laridae
Product: protocadherin beta-15-like
Exons: 1
Coding region: 325-2766 (813 amino acids)
Biological process (GO): homophilic cell-cell adhesion
Cellular component (GO): plasma membrane
Molecular function (GO): calcium ion binding
Source: RefSeq, a predicted model, not a curated record
CAGUCCCGCCGCGGGCCGCAGGGUGGUGCUCCCGGCCAAGGCGGCGCCGAGCGGCUGCGGGCGGGGAGGCGGCCCAGCCCAACCCGCCGCUACACAGCCCAGCCCAGCCGAGCCGAGCCGAGCCGGGCAACGGCGGCGAGCGGCGGCCAGCGGUGCCCCGUGCCAGCGGCUGCCGGGCCAGGGCGGCCGCGCUCCGUGCCGCCAUCCGGAGUCGGCGAGAGGGAGGCCGCCCGACCGCCGCCCCGCCGCGCUGCUGCCGGGCGCCGCUCUCCGCGGAGGAGUGCGCGGGCGAUCCGCGAGACGGAGGCUGUCCGCCGGCCCGAGAUGGCGAUCGCAAGGCAAGUGCUUUGUCUCUGUGCUUUCCUCUCCCUGCCGCUCGCUCGCUCCGAGCCCAUCCGCUACUCCGUAGCCGAGGAGGCGGCGAGCGGCUCCGUGGUAGCCAACGUGGCGGAGGACGCGGGGCUGUCCCCGGCGCAGCUGGCGGCUCGCGGCGCCCGCCUGGCCUCGGAGGACGGCCGGCAGCACUUUCGCUUAGACCCCGCCACCGGCAGGCUCGUCGUGGCCGAGAGGCUGGACCGGGAGGAGCUGUGCGGCCAGUCCGCUACGUGCACGCUCCCCUUCGAGCUCCUGCUGGCAAACCCGCUGCAGUUCUUUCGGGUGGAGGUGGCCGUGGAGGACAUCAAUGACCAUGCCCCCAUUUUCCCGGAGGAACGAGUUACUAUUAAGAUCCUGGAAAGGAGCGACCUGGGCUCGCGUUUCCCUCUGGAGGGUGCUCGGGACCUGGAUGUUGGCAGCAACAGCAUCCAGGCUUACAGCAUUUCUCCCGAGAACGAGUACUUCAGUGUCUCCUUUGCAAGUCAGAGUGAGGAGGACAAAUACGUUGAACUGGUCUUGGAGAAGGCUCUAGACAGAGAGGAGGAAGGAGAGGUGGUUUUCAGUCUCAUUGCCAUGGAUGGGGGCUCUCCUCCCAGGAGUGGGACCACACAAAUCCGCAUUGUUAUUCUAGAUGUAAAUGACAACUCUCCUGUCUUCACACAGAAGCUGUAUGUUGGGCAGGUUUUGGAAAAUGCCCCUGUGGGCUCUGUUGUUCUCAGAGUGGUGGCAACUGAUCAGGAUGUGGGAGUUAAUGGGGACAUCACCUAUCAGUUCAGGCAAGCAGUGGGACAAAGCAACUCAGCAUUCAUGAUCGACCCUACUAGUGGUGAAAUUAAACUCACGAAGCCUCUGGACUUUGAGGUGGCAGAGAAUCAUGAGCUCAGUGUGCGGGCCGUGGAUGGCGGUGGCCUGUCAGCUAUCUGCAAGGUUUUGGUGGAGGUGGUGGACGUGAACGACAACGCACCUGAGCUGGUGGUCAACUCCUUCAACAGCCCCCUCCCCGAGAACGCAUUGCCUGGAACAGUGGUUGCCCUCUUUACUGUCAGGGACCGGGAUUCUGGUGCAAAUGGGAAGAUCUCCUGUGCCCUUGAGGAUCAGCUAUUGUUCUCCCUGCGUCUGGCCUAUAAGAAUUACUAUGAACUGGUGACUGUGAGUAUGCUGGACAGGGAGGAGAUGGCACGGCACAUCCUCAUUGUCACAGCAGCAGAUGCAGGGUCACCUCCUCUCACAACCACCCAGACCUUCACGGUGGACAUCUCCGAUGUCAACGACAAUGCACCUGCCUUCAACCAGACAUCAUACACGAUGUAUGUGCGCGAGAACAAUGUCCCCAUGGUGCUUGUUGGAGCUGUCAGUGCUGCAGAUGCUGAUGUGGGGCCCAAUGCCAAGGUGUCAUAUUUCCUGGCACCGUCCCAUCCCACAGAGCAGCCUCCCUGCUCCUGCAUCUCCGUGAACUCUGAGAAUGGGCACGUGUUUGUGCUGCGGCCUUUGGACUAUGAGCAGGUGAAGCAGAUUGAUGUCUUGGUGAGUGCCUGUGAUGCGGGAUCUCCUCCUCUCAGUGCCAACGUCACCGUCCACCUUGUUGUGGUGGAUGAGAAUGACAAUGUGCCACUGGUGCUGUACCCAUCACAGGACAGCGGUCCACCAUCCAGCGAGCUGGUGCCUGUAUCAGCUGAGGAGGGGUACCUCAUCACCAAAGUGGUGGCUGUGGAUGCAGACUCGGGACAGAACUCGUGGCUCUCAUACCACCUGCUGAAGGCCACCGAGCCCGGGCUGUUUGUGGUGGGUGCCCAAAGCGGAGAGGUGCGGCUGAAGAGGCCAGUGACAGAGAGGGACGUUGUGAAGCAGAAGCUCGUUGUUGUGGUGCGAGACAAUGGGCAGCCACCGCUGUCAGCCACUGCGGCACUGAACGCACUCCUGCUCAAUGACUUCUCAGACGUGCACCUACCUCACAGCAGCCUGGCCACGGAGGAUGAGAGUGGCUCCUUGACAACCUAUUUAAUCAUUUCCUUGACCAUUGUCUCACUCCUCUUCCUCGCAUCCAUGACAGCCUUCAUCGCUCGCAAGGUGUGCAAGAGAAAGGAGCUGAAGGCAGGGCACGUGCUUUAUGGUGCUGGCAACUUGCAGAGCAGCCUGGCUGAUGCAGCCACAGCAGGGACCUUGCCCCAUGGCUAUUGCUAUGAGAUCAGCCUCACAACGGGCUCUGGCAACAGCGAGUUCAAGUUCCUGAAGCCCAUCCUCCCCAGCCUGCCACCACAGCAGUGCACCACGGUUGGGGACACCCAUGAUGAACAGGUUUUCCCCCGUGGCCCCAUUACUGCAGCAGACAUGGCACCAGAGAACCCCGGGACCCUCUCAGCAGAACAGUUCAGUAGUCUUUCCUUUAACUAGCUUGGAGUCAGCACAUACAGAGGCUUCAUUCGUGUCUCACGAUAGGAAGGGAUCCUUGUUACAUCUGCAUUUGCAAUUGUUGUCAGUGAUUUCCUAUCAAAUUCUAAGUGAGAAGAAAUGUUUAUCUCUACCUGCAGGAAAAAACCAAACAAUAGUAACUGAAUUUUCCUUCAGUCCAAUAAGAAUAUGGUUUUGCUCUCUUACAGCCGCUUCUGAAAUUUUUCAAGAGUGGUGUUUGUUCCAGUGCUCCCAGCUAAGUUCUUCUCUCACUUGCUGGCAGUCCAGCCCGUGGACCUCUUAUUCUGUGCUCUAACACAAUGUCAAAUCAGGCUGACAAAUCACAUCCCUGCUGAAAUGCACAUAGUCCUCUUCCCAGCAAUGAAGGUGCGAGUACUGUGUUACAAUGUGAUGCAAGCAUCAAGCUCUUUCUUCUCUGGGUGCUGGGUGUCUCUGUCUGAGUUGUAUGGGCUCUGUGUGUUUGUCUUCUGGUCAGCUAUGUCUGUCUGGACAGCCUUUGUGUGUCUGCCUGUGCUGCAAUAGUGCUGCCCAGUGAAUGCAGCAGUUGCUCUCAACUACUGUGGUGACCUCAAUUCCAGCUCAUCAGGUAAGAAGGGUAUUUUGUCCUUUUGAGUACAGCAGUCUCACUUCUCUAAGGGAGAGCAGCAAAACGGACAACAAGAUCUUCCUUUGGACGAUGAGAUGGGGGAGGGUGGUCUGUCUUCUUGGGGUUUCCUUGGAAAUAUAACAGCUGAAGUAAAGUUUGCAUAGACUGUAACUGUUCAGAGUUGUUAAAACACGUUCAUUGCGUUUGAAUGCAUUGUAAGGAAACUCCACAUGUCACUUCAAGGGCUUUUUCUAAAGUUAGUAUCAAGAUGAACUUGGAAAAGGACUAUUGAGUCUGGUUUCGUUAUUGUUACCAAAUUCAGAGGUUUCUUGAUGGGAGGGGAAAGUGGUCUCAACAGGAUAUUCUCUGUUUUUGUUAGAGCAUUUGCAUUCUGCUUUUUGCCCUUUUUCCUUCUACUCUGUGAACUGUGUUUGAGCAUUGUCUUACCUAUUCCUAUUAAGAAGGACUGUUAACCCAUGUAUAAUAUCAGAUUGUUUGAAUGAAACCAGAGUGUGGCACAGAAUAUUUGGAAACCCUGACACUGUGUGUUGCUACAGUUAUGAACUCUACUGUUAUAAACAGGGUUAUCCUUGUGUGUAAAAAUGAAAUAAAGAGAACACCUGAAUGGCAUGUUUGAAAAUGGUCUUUGUAGACAUGUUUUUUGUGGGAAAUCUCUGUGAAAGUUUUUCAAAAGGCCGGGAUUUUUUUUUUCUUAUUUUGUCCCUUGGCUGAGGUUAGGAUGAGCGGGUAGAUUUCUUCAGCUUGGAGAUGCAGCUAAUGGAGUAUUCAGGAAAAUUGCGGGGAGGAGGGAAUUACUGGCAGGCCUACAUGAGUCUUCUGAGCACUGAGCUUCUGGUUUCAACAAGGCCCAGUUAGAUCCAGAAACUGGCCCCUACCCUAACAGGAAACUGGCCCCUGCCCUAACAGAGGCAGUGGGUAUGCAAAGGCCUCUGCAAAGCAGUGAGGUGGGUGGAGUGACUUUUCCAAUUCUCUCAACAGCUCCAGCUGCAGAUGGCAACUGUGAGGUGUUGGAGCACUAAGUGUUUUGAUUCUAAAUGUUUUGGAGGAUGGAUGGCAAAAGGAGAGCAUACGUAUUCCUUUAGGGAAGUGUUUGGGAAAGCCCUCGGAAGUGGGCAAUUGCUGGGAUAAUACCACUACCUGGGAGAGGAUUCACCCUCAGGAAAUGCAGAGGACUACACCUGUCCCUUCCUUAAAGGCCCCAAUAAAAAGGUAAGUCCUGAGGGCAUGCUGAUGUAGUGAUACUGACUAGAAGACCAUUGUACAUUGAGGAUUGAGUGAUCCACCAUCCAGUUAAUCUGGGAAGGCAUAGGCCUGUCCUGUGCUGUCUUAUUCUUUGUUGUGCUGCAUAAAUCCCUGGGUGGCAGGAUGAACUCAGCCAGCUCACUGGGGAGCUGGUAGGGAGGGGGAGGGUGGUGUUGUCAUGCUGGAGUUGCUGCUUGGAGCGCCCUGGGCUUUGGGUUCUGGUCGGUAAGUGGUGGUACAUUAAUGGCACUUUGUGUAUUCCUCUAUCAGUAUUAUUGUUGUUUUCCCCUUUCCUUUGCUGUUCUGUUAAACUGCCUUCAUCUCAGCCCACGAGUUUUGCCUUUUUCUUCUGGUUCUGCCUCCAUCCCACUGCUGGGGGAGAGUGAGCAAAAGACCAUGUGGUUCUUUAUUGCCAGCUGGGGCUAAACCACAACAGUCCUUUUUUGCACCCAACAUGGGACGCAAAGGGUUGAGAUAACAACAGAUCUGACUAGAAUAUGUUAAAAUGAAUUUGUUAUACACAUUUAUUUUAUUAGUUAAAUAGUCACUGGUCACAAUGUUGCUUUGUUUGUUUGCAUGGCUGUAUUAUGAAAAUUCAUAUAUGCUCAUGAAAAUUCUUAUAUGCUCUAUGUACACCCUGUGAUCCUGUUCACCUCCUCUGGGAGAGAGAUCAGAUUAUCGUUUUGCCGUCCUGUGUAAUAUCAGCUUAUGAUAUGAUAACAUCACUCUUCAGGCUGUUAUAUUGGUGUGUUUAUGCAGCAUUGCUGUCCUGUUUGUACCUCAGGCACCAUCUCUUGGAAUUUAUUAAUAAUCGCACCCAAUUUAUGGGGAAAAAGGGGAUUUAGGGGGGGCUAGUUUCCCCAGCUUUUUCACCUCCAUUUUCUCCUUUGGGAUGAGUACAUCGGCUUUUGAGAAUUUUGAAUAUCCUUGGCAUGUUCAAACCAGCAUGGUUCUGUUGCUACGUAUCCUGAAAGUGUUUCAGGUCUUGUUUAGGGUUAAACAACUAUUUAAGAAUACUACCCAGAGAUGUGCCCGAGGCUGGAUAGUCAUGGGUAGCAUGGCAUGUGGGAGAAUAUGAGUGGGUAUCUGGAGAACUUCUCACCUCCAAUGGUUUGGAACUUCACCUCCAGACAACUACAGGACCCUGAUAAAGUGAUAAAAUAUUUGAAAGGAAAACGCUGUGGCUAUUCCAGAGAGGCACAACUUACUGCACUGUCCUGGGCCCUGGCCAGUAUCUACCAAUCACGGCUCAAUACUAUGCAGCACCCUCAGAGGAAAGAAAGGGAAACCAGACCAUCAGACAGGACAGCUACUGCAAUCCCUGAGACAGGCACUGAUACAGGUACUAUGGCUGCUCAAACCCUGGUAACAGGCACUGCAGCUGAAUCAGAAAACCAACCCAUGAGAGUAUCAGGUGCCCCUAUUCAGAAGAAUAAAUACACAAAGAAAUUGGUUCACUUAGUAAGGGAUGAUGAUAAACCAGGGCCAUCACAAGAACCAGACAUAAUCACCCAAUCCCUAUCCCUGAGUGAACUUCGAGUUAUACAAAAGAUUUCAGCUGCCAUCCAGAUGAGCACAUUGUCAUGUGGCUGCUCCAAAGCUGAGAUAACGAGGCCAGGAGCUUGGAGUUAGAGAGUAGGGAAGCCAAGCAACUGGCAUCCCUGUCUAGGGAAGGGGGCAUUGACAAGGCAAUUGGGAAAAAGACACAAGCCCUUAGCCUCUGGAGGCCACUCGUGUCAGGCAUGAAGAAAAGGUAUUCCUUCAGUGAAGAUGUUGCAUGUCCUCCAAGCAAGUGGACCACCAUAGAGAGAGGUAUCCAGUACCCCUGAGGGAAUUAGCCAUGCAGGAGAUAGUUUAUUAUCACCCGGACAAUGCAUACUUACCCACAGAUCCUGAUGAAGUCCAAUGCACACAGCCCAUGUUGUGGAAGUUUGUACAGAGCGCACCAUCAUCGAAUGCCAGUUCAUUGGCACUGAUGGAAUGGAAAGGCGAAGAAGUACCAAUGACGGAUGAAGUGGCUGGCCAACUCCAGCAAUACAAAGAAAGUUUCUCUUCCUCCCUCAUCUCAGCUGUGGAGAAACUGUCCUGGAAGUUACAGCAACUCAAAGAAUAUGUCCUGCUCCCCACCUGUACAGGCCAGUAUCUCAGUUCUUAGCAGGAGGCGUCUCUCUGCUCAAGAGACAAGAUGUAGAGGGUACUCACCACAAGGCACUGUGUGGUUUUACCUGUGUGACCAUGGAAAGGACAUGAGGAAGUGGGAUGAACAACCUACCCUGACCCUAGAGGUACAAGUACAUGAGUCACAAGGAAGAACAAUCCAGGAAAAGUGCUUCUCCAGUUUCCAGUGGACAGUUCCCCACACAGAGUAGAAGGCUUGAUCUUAUUUCUGAUCCCCUUGAAGGGACUUAUAAGUCAUUUUUGCAAGAUGUGAGUAAGAGAUAUUAUGGCCAUGAUUAGAGAGGCCCUGCCUACAGCCAGGUAGAGGAAAGGGACAACCUCAUUUAUUGGACUGUGUGAAUUCAAUGGCCUGGCACAUCAGACCCACAGGAGUAUAAGGCUCUAGUGGACGUUGGUGCACAGUGUACCUAAUACCAUCAAGCUAUAAAGGGGCAGAACCCAUCUGUAUUUCUGAAGUGACAGCGGGAUCCCAACAGUUGACUGUAUUGGAAGCUGAAGUGAGCCUAACUGGGAAUGAGUAGCAAAAGCACCCCAUUGUGACUGGCCCAGAGGCCCUGUGCAUCCUUGGCACAGACUACAUCAGGAAAGGGUAUUUCCAGGACCCAAAAGGGUACCAGUGGGCUUUUGGCAUAGCUGCCUUGGAGGCAGAGGAAAUUAAGCAGCUGUCUACCUUUCCUGGUCUCUCAGAGGACUGUUCUGUUGUGGGCUUGCUGAGGGUCGAAGAACAACAAGCGACAACUGCACAACAUUGCAUUGACGACAGUAUCACACCAAUCGAGACCUUUUGAUUCCCAUCCAUAAGCUGAUUCAUCAACUGGAGACCCAAGGAGUGAUCAGCAAGACUCGCUCACCCUUAAAUAGUCCCAUGUGGCCAGUGAGAAAAUCUAAUGGAGAAUGGAGACUAACAGUGGACUAUCAUGGCCUGAAUGAAGUUGCGCCACCACUGAGCGCCACCAUGCUAGAAUGUUAGAAUUUCAAUAUGAACUGGAGUCAAAGGCAGCCAAGUCAUAUGCCUCCAUUGAUACUGCUAAUGCAUUUUUCUCAAUCCCUUUGGCAGCAGAGUGCAGGCCACAGUUUGCUUUCACUUGGAGGGGUGUCCAGUACGCCUGAAACUGACUGCCCCAGGGGUGGAAACACAACCCCACCAUUUGCCAUGGAUUGAUCCAGACUGCACUGGAACAGGGUGAAGUUCUGUAACACCAGCAAUACAUUGACAACAUCAUUAUAUGGGGCAACACAGCAGAAGAAUUUUUUGAGAAAGGGAAUAAAAGAGUUCAAAUCCUUCUGAAAGCCAGUUUUGCCAUAAAACAAAGUAAGGUCAAGGGGCCGGCACAGGAGAUCCAGUUUGUAGGAACGGAAAGGCAAGAUGGACACCAUCAGAUCCCAAUGGAUGUGAUCAACAAAAUAACAACUAUAUCUCCACUGACUAGCAAAAAGGAAACACAAACUUUCUUAGGCAUUGUAUGUUUUUGGAGGAUGCAUAUCCCAAAUUACAAUCUGAUUGUAAGGCCUCCAUAUCAAGUGACCUGGAAGAAAAAUUAUUUUAAAUGGGGCCCUGAGCAAUGGCAAGACUUUAAACAAACUAAAUAGGUAGUAGUUCAUGCAGUAGCCCUGGGGCCAGUCCAGGCAGGGCAAGAUGUUAAAAAUGUGCUCUACACUGCAGCCAUCAAGAAUGAUCCUACCUGGAGACUCUGUCAGAAAGCACCGGAGGAUACUCAAGGUCAGCCCCUAGAGUUUUGGGGUUGGGGAUACAGAGGAUCUGAGGCCCACUAAGCUCCAACUGAAGAGAUACUGACAGCAUAUGAAGUGGUUCAAGCUGCUUCAGAAGUGGUUGAUACCGAAGUACAGCUGCUCUUAGCACCUCGACUGCCAGUGCUGAGAUGAAUGUUCAAAGAAAGGGUCCCCUCUGCACAUCAAGCAACUGAUGCUACAUGGAGUAAGUGGGUCACAAUGAUCACACAGUGAGCUAGGAUGGGAAACCCCAGUCGCCCAGGAAUUCUGGAAGUGAUCAUGGACUGGGCAGAAGGCAAAGAUUUUGGAAUAUCACCAGAGGAGGAGGUGACGCAUGUGGAAGAGGCCCUACCAUAUAAUAAACUAUCAGAAAAUGAGGAGAAAUAUGGGCCCUGUUGUAUUGUAGGAAAACAUCAAAGGUGGAAGGCUGCUGUGUGGAGUCCUACAUGACAAGUUGCAGAAGCCACUGAAUGACAAGAUAAAUCAAGCCAGUUUGCAGGGGUAAAAGCCAUCUGGCUGGCUUUAGACAUUGCUGAACAAGAAAAAUGGACAGUACUUUACCUCUAUAGUGAGUAAUGGAUAGUGGCAAAUGCUCUGGGGGGGUGGGCUUUACAGCAAUGGAAGCAGAGCAACUGGCAGCACACUGACAAACCCGUUUGGGCUGCUGCACUGUGGCAAGAUAUUGCUGCCCAGAUAGAGAAUCUGGUCGUAAAAGUACCUCUUCUUUGAUGGUCUGACCUAUGAAUAAUUCAGUCUUAUGUUGCCAGUCCAGAUCCACCUGAGCCACUUUAAUCUUAGCAGCCUGAGGUACUUGCUUGUUGUUUUGAUGUUCCCCAGUGGCCCGACUCUUGGGUGAGUAUCUAUGUGAGGACGACGGCUGAAAUAUAAUUAUGGGGAGGCCUGGUGGAUUGAUUAUAUCACACUCCCACAAACUGGCCUAGGUAAGUGCCAUGUGCUUACAAUGAUGAGAUGGCUGGAAACAUACCCUGUGCCCCAUGCCACCUCCCAGAACACUAUCCUGGGCCUUGAAAAGCAAGUCUUAUGGUGACAUGGCACCCCAGAGAGAACUGAGUCAGACAACAGGACUCAUUUCCAAAACAACCUCAUAGACACCUGGGCCAAAGAGCAUGGAAUUGACUGGGUAUAUCACAUCCCCUAUCAUGCACCAGCUUCUGGGAAGAUUGAAAGAUACAGUGGACUGCUAAAACCUACACUGAGAGCAAUGGGUGGUGGGACCUUAAAACACUGGGAUACACGUUUAGCAAAAGCUACCUGGUUAUUUAACACCAAGGCAUCUACCAAUGGAGCUGGCCCUGCCCAGUCAAAACUUCCACGUACUGUAGAAGGGGAUAAAGUCCCCAUGGUGUACAUGAAGCAUAUGUUCAGGAAGACACUCUGGGUUAGUCCCUCCUCAGGCAAAGGCAAACCCAUCCACAGUGUUGCUUUUGCUCAAGGACCUGGGUGUACUUGGUGAUGCAAAAGGAUAAGGAGGUUUAAUGUAUACCUCAUGGGGAUUUGAUUUUGGGUGAGAAUAGCCAAUAAAACAAAUUGUAUGAUGUUAAUUGCCAAAUAACCCUGCCACUGUAUGUCAUCACUACGACAAUUACUAUGUGCUAUAUCAAUGGAACUAUUUUAAGAAUCACCGUAACUAAUGAUGCAUGGACUUUGAUGAAACUGAAUAUAGAGCAGCGGUGAUGGGACCAGAAUGGGCUUCAGCAACUGGUGCCCAGCAACUUCCUCGAGAUCAACAUCUUCAACCCAGAGACGUUGGGCACAGGCUGCACCAGAUACACCAGCCACAAGCUCCAAACUCAGCAUGUAACUGUCCAGCACCACACACCUUCUCUCCUGCCCUAAGAGACCGUGAUAACAGAUGGAGCCCAAAGUAAUAGAUUAAAUGAACUCAAUGGAUAUUUCAGAGAGA